Molecule: messenger RNA, 3898 nt
Organism: Drosophila navojoa
Lineage: Eukaryota; Metazoa; Arthropoda; Insecta; Diptera; Drosophilidae
Gene: TrpA1
Product: Transient receptor potential cation channel A1
Biological process (GO): monoatomic ion transmembrane transport
Cellular component (GO): membrane; transmembrane transporter complex
Molecular function (GO): monoatomic ion channel activity; protein binding
Source: RefSeq, a predicted model, not a curated record
UUAUAUGAUCGCUUUUAAGGCUAAGCCUCAGAAGCUAAACGUCGAACGUUUCUCAUUGAAAAUCAGCAGUCGUGAUUUGCGGCCCUUUACCAUCGCAACAGCUGCUGGCACAGAUCAGCAGGAGCCGCAGGCGCAGCAACCCGAUCCAGUCGAUAUGCCCAAGCUCUGGAACGGUGUUUACAAUGCCCAAUGUGGACAUCUCUCGCCGCCCGAUCUGAUGGAGGCACAGCCCAAGUUGCUGCCCAAGCUGCGCGCCAAUAGCAGCGGAGCAGGAGGCGGCGGCGGUGGGGGCGGAAGCGGAGGAGGAGGCGGCAGCGGAACUAACAAUCGGAACAGCAAGUACUGGAUAUUCUCGAUGAUAAUCGAGCGCAGUGCGGGUCCCAAGCGCGUGGAUAUGGCGGAAGAUGAUGCGGAGUCCCCACUGGAGGCCAUACUGCCGCCCGAGCAGCCAGCGGAGCAGGUCUGCCUGUUGCGUGACAGCCCCUUCAGGAUAUUGAGGGCCGCUGAGUCGGGCAACUUGGAUGAUUUUAAGCGUCUGUUUAUGGCUGAUAACACGCGCAUCGCGCUGCAGGAUGGCAAAGGACGCACGGCCGCACACCAGGCCGCGGCCAGGAAUCGUGUCAACAUCUUGCGCUACAUCCGCGAUCAGAGUGGAGACUUCAAUGCCAAGGACAACGCCGGCAAUACGCCGAUGCAUGUGGCCGUCGAGUGCGAUGCCUACGAUGCCCUGGACUAUUUGCUCUCGAUUCCUGUUGAUACGGGCAUAUUGAACGAUAAGAAGCAGGCGCCGGUCCAUUUGGCCACCGAGCUGAACAAGGUCAAGUGCCUGCGCGUCAUGGGCCAGCAUCGCAACGUCAUCAACAUCCAGCAGGGCGGCGAGCAUGGACGCACCGCUCUGCACCUGGCCGCUAUCUACGAUCAUGAGGAAUGCGCUCGUAUCCUGAUAACUGAAUUUGAUGCAUGCCCCCGUAGACCUUGCAACAAUGGUUACUAUCCCAUACACGAGGCGGCUAAAAACGCCAGCUCCAAGACCAUGGAGGUCUUCUUCCAGUGGGGCGAACAGCGCGGCUGCACUCGCGAGGAAAUGAUAUCCUUCUACGACUCCGAGGGCAAUGUGCCGCUGCAUUCGGCCGUGCACGGAGGUGACAUCAAAGCCGUGGAGCUCUGCCUGAAAUCUGGCGCCAAGAUAUCCACACAGCAACACGAUCUGUCGACGCCCGUGCACUUAGCUUGCGCCCAGGGCGCCAUUGAAAUAGUGAAACUCAUGUUUGAGAUGCAGCCACUGGAGAAGCGCAUCUGUCUCAGCUGCACGGAUGUUCAGAAGAUGACGCCGCUGCACUGCGCUUCCAUGUUCGAUCAUCCGGACAUUGUGUCUUAUCUGGUCAACGAGGGCGCCGAGAUCAAUGCCCUGGACAAGGAGCAUCGCUCGCCGCUGCUGCUGGCCGCCUCGCGCAGCGGCUGGAAGACAGUCCAUCUGCUGAUACGUCUGGGCGCCAGCAUCGAUAUCAAGGAUGCGGCGGCGCGCAAUGUGCUCCACUUCGUGAUCAUGAACGGCGGCCGGCUGACGGACUUCGCCGAGCAGGUGGCCAAUUGCCAGACGCAGCAGCAGCUGCAGCUGCUGCUCAACGAGAAGGACAACAUGGGCUGCUCGCCGCUGCACUACGCCAGCCGGGAUGGGCACAUACGCUCGCUGGAGAAUCUCAUACGGCUGGGCGCCUGCAUCAAUCUGAAGAACAACAACAACGAGAGCCCGCUGCACUUCGCCGCCCGCUACGGCCGCUACAACACGGUGCGGCAGCUGCUCGACUCGGAGAAGGGCUCGUUCAUCAUCAACGAGAGCGACGGCGCGGGCAUGACGCCGCUGCACAUCGCCUCGCAGCAGGGGCACACGCGGGUGGUGCAGCUGCUGCUCAAUCGUGGCGCCCUGCUGCAUCGCGAUCAUUCCGGCCGCAAUCCGCUGCAGCUGGCCGCCAUGUCGGGCUACACCGAGACCAUAGAGCUGCUGCACUCGGUGCACUCGCAUCUGCUCGAUCAGCUGGACAAGGAUGGGAACACUGCUCUACACCUGGCCACAAUGGAGAACAAGCCCCAUGCGAUAUCCGUGCUGAUGUCCAUGGGCUGCAAGCUGGUCUACAAUGUGCUGGACAUGAGCGCCAUCGACUACGCCAUCUACUACAAAUAUCCGGAGGCGGCUCUGGCCAUGGUCACCCACGAGGAGCGGGCGAACGAGGUGAUGGCCCUGCGCUCUGAUAAGCAUCCUUGCGUCACGCUAGCGCUGAUCGCCUCCAUGCCGAAGGUGUUCGAGGCCGUGCAGGACAAGUGCAUCACGAAGGCGAACUGUAAGAAGGACUCGAAGAGCUUUUACAUCAAAUAUUCAUUUGCGCCAUUCCAAAAAACACCCGAGCAAAUUGAGGAAAAGCGUAAAGAACUCAAUGAUCCCAAAUGGCGGCCGGCGCCAUUGGCCGUUGUGAAUACCAUGGUCACACAUGGACGUGUGGAACUGCUGGCACAUCCGCUGAGUCAGAAAUAUUUACAAAUGAAAUGGAAUUCGUACGGCAAAUACUUUCAUCUAGCUAAUUUGCUGGUCUACUCCAUCUUUCUGGUCUUUGUCACAAUCUACUCGUCGCUGAUGAUGAACAACAUUGAGCUGCGUCCCGGAGACAACGAGGCGCUCAGUCAGUAUUGCAGUUUGGGAUGGGAGGUGCUUACCAAAAACCUAUCGCAGAGCCCAUCGCUGGCUGCCCAGAUACGUCUGGACUCGUGCGUGGAGAACAUCAAUCGGACCACAGCCAUUCUCUUCUGUGCCAUUGUGAUCGUCGUCUACAUCUUGCUCAACUCGAUGCGCGAACUGAUACAGAUCUACCAGCAGCGCCUGCACUACCUGGUGGAGACGGUCAAUCUCAUCUCCUGGGUGCUCUACAUAUCAGCCUUGAUCAUGAUAACGCCGGCGUUUAGGCCAGACGGCGCCAUCAAUACGAUUCACUAUUCGGCCGCAUCGAUUGCCGUCUUCUUGUCCUGGUUCCGUCUGCUGCUCUUCCUGCAGCGCUUCGAUCAGGUCGGCAUCUAUGUGGUCAUGUUCCUGGAGAUACUGCAGACGCUGAUCAAGGUGCUGCUGGUCUUCUCCAUACUGAUCAUUGCCUUUGGCCUCGCCUUCUACAUUCUGCUGUCGAAGAUCAUCGAUCCGCAGCCGAAUCAUCUGUCCUUCUCCAACAUACCCAUGUCCCUGCUGCGCACCUUCUCCAUGAUGCUCGGCGAACUGGACUUUGUGGGCACCUAUGUGAACACCUAUUAUCGCGACCAGCUGAAGGUGCCCAUGACCUCCUUCCUGAUACUAAGUGUCUUUAUGAUUCUGAUGCCCAUUCUGCUGAUGAACCUGCUCAUCGGUUUGGCCGUUGGCGACAUUGAGUCAGUGCGUCGGAAUGCGCAGCUAAAGCGCCUGGCCAUGCAGGUGGUGCUCCACACCGAGCUGGAGCGCAAGUUGCCUCAUGUCUGGCUGCAGCGCGUGGACAAAAUGGAGCUCAUAGAAUAUCCCAAUGACACCAAGUGCAAAAUUGGAUUUCUCGACUUCAUAUUGCGCAAAUGGUUCUCGAAUCCCUUCACCGAGGAUUCUGCUAUGGAUGUGAUUGGCUUUGAUAACAAUGACGAUAUCAUGAUUGCCGAGCUGGAGCGCCAGCGACGCAAGCUGCGCGAUAUUAGCCGCAUGCUGGAGCAGCAGCAUCAGCUGGUGCGUCUCAUUGUCCAGAAGAUGGAGAUCAAGACGGAAGCCGACGAUGUCGACGAGGGCAUCUCGCCCAACGAGCUGCGCUCUGUGGGCCUCAGCUCGGCGGGCAAUCGCUGGAACUCGCCGCGCAUACGCAACAAACUUCGAGCUGCGCUCAGCUUCAACAAGAGCAUGUAG